UCGUUAUUUAUUUUGUUUAGUGGUGAUGUCCUUCAUAAAAUACGAAAUUAGGUUAAUUUCUAAAUUUGUGCUUAUUGUUUUUAAGAAAAGGUGAAAUUCUAUAAUUUAUUACGAAUUAUACAAUGUGAGACGCAUUUAUGUUCCCAUCAACACACACCAAAGUCAUUACCAACAACAACAGUGUUUGGAUCCGAGUUAGGUUUAUGGAAAGCUGAAAGGUUACACAACCAAGGCAAACUGUAACUUACGAUGUGUUGCAAUGGCUUCCUCUAGUUCAAGAUCUGUUAAAGUUACUGAUCUCAACCCUCAUCUGUUGUGUGUUUUAUGUGGGGGCUAUUAUGUUGACGCCACCACCAUCAUUGAAUGUUUACAUUCCUUUUGCAAAAGUUGCAUUGUACGAUACUUGGAGACAAAUAAGUACUGCCCGAUUUGUGAUGUUCAAGUUCAUAAAUCAAAACCUCUGUUGAACAUUCGCUCGGAUCGUAAACUACAAGCGAUUGUCUACAAAUUGGUACCGGGCCUCUUGCAAAGAGAAUUGAACUGCCGGAAAGAGUUUUAUAAGAACCAACUAGAUUCGAAGUUGAGCAGCAGUGAAAAUGUGGCCGCAGCGUUGGAGGACAGCCCUGUAUGUUCCGAGGGGGAGACAUUCUUGUUGGGUGUCCAAUAUGUCGACGCAUCUGCUGAGUCACAUAACAAGAGAUACCUGAGGUGUCCUGCGGCCAUCAAUGUCAGUAUUCUACAUAAGCUGAUGAGAGCCAAGUUUGACCUGAAAGAUGCGCAGAGAGUGGAGUUCCUAUAUGAGGGAGACCUGCUGCCCGACCACAUGUCUCUCGUGGACUUGGCCUACAUGUAUCACUGGAAAAGGAAAGAUCCGAUUGAGUUGGAAUACCGGUUCCUCGAGUGUCAACAGAAGAGGAUAAAACUGUCACAUCACGAUGACAAUGCAGGUGUUGAAGAAAAAUUAAACGUAGAGCAUGAGGCAGACCGAGAGGUUCAGCUGCAGAUCAGCGAGACUGGAGUGAUGAGUGCGCAGAGUGUGGACAGCGUAGAGGUGACGUCCGUGAAGGAUAUCAACCUAGAGACCAUGGAACUGGUCAAGUCAUUGGGCAACCAAGUCACACUGUCCUUCGACAGUUCGCCAGGCAAUAGCAAAGUCAAGAUUAAGCAUGAAAUACCAACCAACAACAACACUAUCACCAUGGAAAGUGUUAGCGAAGCUCCCAAAGAUGUAAAUUGCGUUAAAGAUUUGAAAGAGGAAGCUAGCGAAAGUAAAGAGAUUACUGUGAAAAAAGAGUGUCCGGUAAAAGAGGACACGAAAGACUCGAUUAAAGUAAAUAAUAAUGAACCAGAGAAAAACAAAAGCCAUGCGAUCAAUUCAUCUCUCUCAAUCACGGUGAUUCCUGUGGGGAAUAGGCCUACUGCCAGUACUCCUGUAUAUCGUCAAAAAGUUUAUCCUGGUGCUGUGAAAGACAAUUCCAAUCAGUCAAGGCAGUUCAGAGUGAAAGAGACACCAAAUGAUACUAAGCGACCGGAAGUGACAAUUAAACCGACUUCAGAAAAACCGGAAUUCCCAAAAUCAGGCAAUGCAGCUCGUUACAAGACAUUGAAAACCCCGAUCAAACCGUGGAAUCCCACUAUCCCAAGGGCGACUAUUAUGGCCAUGAAGCAAGCUCAGGCGGCGAGUCAAGAAAAAGAUCCCAGUAAACCUUCACCAAAACCUCCUAAAUUCUUUAAGAUGCGCAAUGUGCCUCGGUUCCUAGGCAACCCAGCGUCAGGAGUGAAACCGAUGUAUCAGGUGUUACCGGGCUCUGAACUCCCGACUUCUCAGCCGAGCUUAUCACAGACUUCAAAAUCUACGCCCUCCUCUGAGCUGACAGUGAUGAAGAUCGAUCCAAAAACUCUAAACCCCAUCUCUGUACCUCAUCCUAAAUCAUCAAAAUUGAACUCAUCCUCCAGUAAACCACCUGUUACUUUUACUCCAGCUCAUAAACCAUCGGAGAGAGACUCGGUCAGUGGUGUGAAUCCUAUUCGAAAUCCAGUUAGUAAAAGUAAUCUACCAUCCAGAGCUCCUAGUCUGGCUCAUUCACAGAGUUUCCCAUCCAGUCCGUUUGGCCUCCCUUCACCUCAUGUUUUAUACCCGGGGUUUCCUCGACACUUCUCCCCGGUGGAUGCUGCAGGCAAUCAGCUGUCUGCGGACAAUCAGAUACUGCGGGCCAUGUCAAUGUUGUGCUCUCCAGGUGCAGCUUUCCACCCCUCUCUCCCCCCCUCCAUCAGCAUGCUCUUCAACCCCCACCACCCUCACCAUCGGUCCGCACCUGACAAGUUGAACUUCAAGUACAAUCCUAGCGAUUUUCACAAAAAUGCUACCGGUACCACAACAACUCCAUCAGUUCAGAGGAUACCUCCUUCUGGUCCUUCGUCUAAAAUUUCAUCGCCUUCUCCGAAUAGUAGUUUUUCCGAAUCCCUCAGCUCCCCGGCUGUUGUUAAAGAAGAGAAACAUCCAGCAGGGGAGAAAAAAGAAGCACCGUCUGAAGAAUCUAGAAGUGGAAGUUUGGUGCCAUCAAAUGAGUUCAAAUCUAAAUCGACGCCUCCCUCGAGCAGUACAGAACAAGACAAUCCCCUACCCAGAAUAGGCAAGACGAGUCCUUUGCCUAUAACUAAUGGGUUAUCUAGUAUUACAAAGAAUAAUCUAGACAAAGAAUAUCUUCUGAAACUGCACAAGCAAAGUGCAAGUGCAAAACAGUGUAUAACGGAACCCGCAGAACAAAGUAAAAGCGCAGAUAAUCAAAGAGAUGAUUCUAAAAAGGCAGUUGACAAUAAUAAUAGUAGUUAAAGAAUCUGUGAUAGUAUUAAACUUAUAAUGUGUGCUAUUUUUACAUCAUGAAAAAAUAUAGGUUAGAGUUGUAUUUGUAAUUUAUCAAACUCAUUUGCCUUAAAUGUCUUUAACAAAAAUUUGCUAUUAACUACGGCAAAUAUUCUUUACAAAGUGAAUAGUUUUCCCGCCAUAGUUCAUGUUUGAUCCUGUUGAUUUAAAAUAUGUUUUUACCAAACUUUUAAUUAGUUCAUUUUAAACCUAAAACAGUCCAAGCAAAAUUAAUAGCCUAUUAAGAACUUAAAAGUGCUAUGUACAGGGUGUUCAAAAAAGGUCGAUAUAAUUUAAGCACUGAUUCCUUGGGUCAAAAUAAAUAGAAAAUCAAGAAUAACAUUUUUUUUUAAAUCGCUUAGUUAACCAGAUAUCCGCCAUUUUGUAUUUUUUACAUAAACAUUUUUAUCUUUGAAUUUACUCAACCGAUCUUUGUGAAACUUGGUAUGUUUGUUUGUUAACGUAAAAGAGACCCAUGUAAAAAAAUAUCUAUCUUAAUCAACUAAAAGUUUCAAAAUGGCGGCCUUUUUAAUUUUUUAAACUUAAAUUACUUGAAAAUGGCUGAUUUUGUGAAAGUAUGUCAAAAAAACUUUUAUAUAGCAUUGUUAAUUUCCUAUCAAAGAAUACUAAGAUUAAAAAGAUUGAACAAGAAAUAGCUGAAAUAUUACGAGUUUAAGCUGUAAAUUGAGGCAAACCUGACUAGAGCCUUAUUCUACCCCAAUUUAGAACUAAAAAUCGAAAUAUUUCAGACAUUUCUCAGUCAAUCUUUUUGAUCUUGGCAUCGUUUUAUAGGAAAUAAAAAAUGUGAAAUAAAAGUGUUCUUAAUAUUUUUUUCAUAAAAUCAGCCAUUUUUGAGUAAUUUUAGUUUAAAUAAUUAAAAUGACCACCAUUUUGAAAUUUUUAGUUAAAUCAAGAUAACAUUUUUUUCUAAGAUGGGUCUCGCCUACCUUAACAUAGGCUACAUACCAAAUUUCAUAAAGAUCGGUUGUAAAAAUUCAAAGAUUAAAAUGUUUAUGUAAAAAAUACAAAAUGGCGGAUAUCUGGCUAACGAAGCGGUUUUGGAAAAAAUGUUUUAUAUUGAUUUUCUCUUAAUUUUGAUCCAAGGAAUCAGUACGUAAAUUAUGUCCCCACCUUUUUUGAACACCCUGUAUAACAAAAUUCUCUUCUUAAUUAAUUCUUUAUUUCAUGGGUUAACUUUUCACAAAGGGCAUAAUAUGGUUUUUAAAUGUCUUAAAUUGCCCCUCACAGUUUAAAUGUGUUGUUAACGAUUUGGCAAAGGUUUUCCUAGUUAAUAAUUGUUUUUCUUCACAGUCUAUAUUUUUUCAUCAACCCUUUUUUACUGAAAAGUACAAAUUCUUACUUAAGUCAGAAUCAAAUGUAAUAUGAACAAAUACUUUGAUAUAGUAAUUGUUGAAUUUGUAUAUUAUAAAGAGCUUUUAUAUAAGGUUGAAUGUUUAUAAUGGUUGUUGCAGGUGUAUAUACUAACAUGUAGCAAUAAUUUUGAUCACUCAAUGAAGUAUUAUUUCCAAAAUUUACAUUUUCUGUUAGGCACAUUAAAAUGACAUUUUUCACCCAAGCCUGCCUGGAAAACUCUCAAGGUUAUAGAAAAAACUGCAUAAAUCUAAAUGUUGCCUAAAAUUUCCUCACAACUAUAUAUUUUUGUCACAAAAGUCACAGGAGUUUAUUAACUCAAUAGUUAUUCUACUUAGCCUAAGUUAAAAGAGUUUUAAGAUGUGUUACAUUUGCCUUUUAAAUCAACUAUUUUCUAUUGUCGAAUUGCCUUACAUACUUAAACAGUGUUAUAUUUCAUGUAAAUACAUAAGUGUUACCUGAUUAGCCAAAUUUAACAUCGCCUUGUAAGUUUGAGAAUAUAUUUAUUGUAUUUGUAGGCCUAUAUAUUUUACUUGAAAAUGAUUUAAAUCUGAUAUUUAAGCGGCAAAACCCAUAAGCUUGACAUAUCGCUUGUACCCAUCAAUGGUAAUUCAACAUAAAACCUAUAGAUAUGUAUUGCAUAUAAUAUCUUGAUAAUUUUCGUUUUUUAACAGUCCUUAAGAUUUUGGCACUAUACCAUUCCUCAACCCGACUCAAGUUAAUUUUUUUUAAGUAUUUCAUAGUCUCUUACUCCAAACAAAAAUGCUCUGUUAUUUCAAAAAAUAUGAACUAAAAUAAAAAAUUGUAAAAUAACAUAAUUUGGAAAAAUUAAUUGAUUGUAACAUGUAGAAUCUGUCUUGCAUUGUUUUGGUGAAUGGUCCAAAAGGGGAGUAUUGAACAAGGUCCAAUGAUUAAGUCAGUGUCAUGAUGUCCAAAAUAUAAUCUUUGAGCUGUCUCACAACAUCCAAUAAAAACUAUUCGACUGUAGCACAACGUCCAAAUAUCAUCAUGUCCAAAAGUACAGUAGCUGAAAAAAAUAUAAGUCUUUCUACAAGCUUUGCACGUCAUGGGACUGGACGUCGUGCAACAGUGCACUUUAUACUCUUAAAACCCCUUGCCAGUUACACGACGUCCAAUAGCUCAGCGCUGUUGCACGAUGUCCAGAGCUCCUACAUUCGGAGCAAGGUUGGAUUAGGCUAAGUUAGGUUAGUAUGCACUACAGACGGUAAAACAGUACUCACAGGGUGCAGGCACUCUGGAUGUCGUGGGAUAGCGCUGAUAGCUAUUUGAUGUCGUGCAACUGGCAGCGGCUUCAGACGUUGUGCUACUGCUACUUAUUUAAGAGUGUAAAGUGUGCUGUUUCACGACGAUCAAUCUCAUGACGUCCAAAGUUUGUAGAAAGACUAUGUUUGUUGCAGUUACUGCACUUUUGGACAUGGUGAGAUUUGGAUGUUGUGCAACAGUCAAAUAUGUUAUAUUGGACGCCAUGAAACAGCACAAAAAUUGUAUUUUAGACGUCAUGCAAUGAAUCCAUCUAAAAUUGUGCUAUUUUCUGACAAAAAUUUUUCUCUAAAACCCAUGUUAAGAGUGAAAAUAAUGUGUAACAUGUUUAAUGUGUUGAAUAUUGGGUUAAUAUAUUGGUCCAUGUUAUGAUUAGGUCCACUUUUCAAAAUGCUCGCACACAGGUUAUUGUAUUCUGUUUACUUCUUAUUAACAUGAAAACAAAAACUCUUUAACUGUGUUCGUAUUGGUAGUGUGGGUUUCUGUGGUUGGUUUAAAGGGAUGUUUCUACAAUACUUUUUUAACUGCAUGUAUUGUAUUUGUAUACCUCAAACUGUAUUGUGGACGCCUAGCAUAAAAAUCCAAGGACCGUUAUGUUUAAAAAGUGUAAAAAGUAAAUACACAUUUUGAGCUGUUAAAGAGGGAAUAUUUGGCUUUUCAAAUACUGUGAUGCUUGUACAAUCUGUGACUUCGUUAAUUAAAUUCUUGUACCAUUACAACGUAUAGUGCAAACCAACACUUUGUAUACACUUCAAAAACACUUGGCGUUAAAACAUCCAACUUUGUAGAAAAAUUUAUUAAGAUAAGUAGAAAGAUUAUAUUUAUUUAUUGCACAGACUAUACAUACAGCUUUAAAUAUUUAAUUAUUAUACAGCUCAAACUGUUGUUAUGGUCAUACUGGCCAAAAAGCUGGUCCACUUUAAAAAGUCGUGAACUACCUACCUUAAUAAUUCGUACCCAGUGCUCGAUUUACGGAACGCGGUGGGACGGCGUUCCGGUACCCCUUUUUCAGAAAGAUAAAAAUAUUUGGCAUAAGUAGGUACUAAUCACAUUAAAUAGGUUACAGUUACGGAACCUCACUUUUUACAAAUCGAGCACUGUUUGUACCAAUCAAUAUUAUGUUUGUUCUUUUGUGAAAACCCCAUUAAUUAGUGUUAUGUACUUGUUUCUUAACGAUUUUGUAAACAAAACAUUUAUUUUAUGGGUUUUGCCAUACUGUCAUAUUUUAUUCGUUUGUACAUUUUUUCUUUACAAGAUUUUUUAUAUUAAUAUAUUUUUAAUCAUAAGGCACAUAUGUAAUGUUAUUGUAUUAAU
Molecule: messenger RNA, 6829 nt
Organism: Macrosteles quadrilineatus (aster leafhopper)
Lineage: Eukaryota; Metazoa; Arthropoda; Insecta; Hemiptera; Cicadellidae
Product: polycomb group protein Psc-like
Exons: 6
Coding region: 260-2833 (857 amino acids)
Biological process (GO): negative regulation of transcription by RNA polymerase II
Cellular component (GO): PRC1 complex
Molecular function (GO): promoter-specific chromatin binding
Source: RefSeq, a predicted model, not a curated record